AUGGCGGCGUGCAGAGGAGGAGGGGGCGGCAAGGACGUGGACCGGAUCAAGGGCCCCUGGAGCCCCGAGGAGGACGACGCGCUGCAGCGGCUCGUGGGCCGCCACGGCGCGCGCAACUGGUCCCUCAUCAGCAAGUCCAUCCCGGGCCGCUCCGGCAAGUCCUGCCGUCUCCGCUGGUGCAACCAGCUCUCGCCGCAGGUGGAGCACCGCCCCUUCACCCCCGACGAGGACGACAACGCCAUCAAGAACCACUGGAACUCCACGCUAAAGCGCAAGUACUCUUCUUCCUCCUCGGCAUCGGCAUCGCCUGCUGAAGACGGGGCCGCCAUGGCCGACGACGAGGACCGACGGCCGCUGAAGCGGACCAGCAGCGACGGAUACCCGGGGCUGUGCUUCAGCCCCGGGAGCCCGUCAGGGUCGGACCUCAGCGACUCCAGCCACCAGAGCCUCCCCUCCGUCAUGCCAUCCGCCGCCUCGCAGCAGCCGCACGUGUACCGCCCGGUGGCGCGUGCCGGCGGGGUGGUCGUGCUCCCAACGGCGACGCCUCAGCCGCCGCAGCCGUCGCCUCCGUCUCCGCCGCCGCCCCCUCCUCCUCCGGCGACGUCGCUCUCGCUCUCCCUCUCCCUGCCCGGCCUGGAUGCGCCCGAGCCAGCCCCGGUGGCGCAGCCUAUGUCCAUGCCGCCGCCACCUGCUCCUGUACAGCCCGCCGCAGCGCCUCAGAUGCCGCCGCCGCCGCCCAUGCCGUUCCAGCUCCAGCCGCCGCCGCAGCCCCAGCCACGGACGCCGGCGCCCUUCAACGGGGAGUUCCUGUCGAUGAUGCAGGAGAUGAUCCGGAUCGAGGUCCGGAACUACAUGUCCGGCUUCGACCCCCGGUCGCCCGCCGACGGCGUCCACGCCGCCAAGCGCAUGAUGAGCAUGGCCAAGAUCGAGUAG
Messenger RNA from Triticum turgidum subsp. durum (durum wheat), 933 nucleotides. NCBI's taxonomy places the organism in Eukaryota, Viridiplantae, Streptophyta, Magnoliopsida, Poales, Poaceae. The record is from the annotation of a GenBank genome assembly.